Messenger RNA from Cephus cinctus (wheat stem sawfly), 658 nucleotides. Its product is annotated as keratin, type I cytoskeletal 9. The transcript has a single exon. The annotation marks the transcript as partial. The record is from RefSeq and is a predicted model, not a curated record. NCBI's taxonomy places the organism in Eukaryota, Metazoa, Arthropoda, Insecta, Hymenoptera, Cephidae.
CGAAACACUUGAUUAUAAAUUUAGAAUAGCGGUGACUCUGGUUUGUGUAGAAUGGUGAUAUAAAACCAUUAAUAACGGUUUUAGGAUGGGUCAGAAAUUUAUAUUCGUUUUGGCACUUGUGCUGUGUGCAACAAUCGCAGCAGGGAUUAAUUCCGCCAACGGCUACGGUAGAGGCGCCUCCGGAAACGGCGGCUCUGGUAGAACGAACAGCAUUGCCAACAACAGAGCCAGGCCCUCGAGAGGCGGCUCUGGUACCUGCAGGUCCGAUAGCGGCGGCUCCGGUGGCAGCGGCUCCGGUGGCAGCGGCUCCGGUGGCAGCGGCUCCGGUGGCACGAAUGGAACCAAUUCCAGCACUACCGCGGGCAAUGGCACUCUCAAUAAUGGCACUUGCAAUAACGGAACCAGCUCUGGUGGGACGAACGGCACUUGCAAUAAUGGAACCAGUUCCGGGAACUCCAGCUCGAGUGCCACGAACGGCACUUGCAAUAACGGAACCAGCUCUGGUGGGACGAACGGCACUUGCAAUAAUGGAACCAGUAGCGGCGGCGGCACGGGUAGCGGCGGCGGCACGGGUAGCGGCGGCGGCACGGGUAGCGGCGGCGGCACGGGUAGCGGCGGCGGCACGGGUAGCGGCGGCGGCACGGGUAGCGGCGGCGGC